Molecule: messenger RNA, 1372 nt
Organism: Lutzomyia longipalpis
Lineage: Eukaryota; Metazoa; Arthropoda; Insecta; Diptera; Psychodidae
Product: farnesyl pyrophosphate synthase-like
Exons: 6
Coding region: 69-1193 (374 amino acids)
Biological process (GO): trans, trans-farnesyl diphosphate biosynthetic process
Cellular component (GO): cytoplasm
Molecular function (GO): (2E,6E)-farnesyl diphosphate synthase activity; dimethylallyltranstransferase activity
Source: RefSeq, a predicted model, not a curated record
AAAGUGAACAGUGAAUUGUGCUUAAAAUUGUGAAUUAUCUUGAAAGUUUUGCUUUCAAAUCAUUCAAAAUGAGUUCUAAUAUUCAUAAAAAACCGUCAGCGAUAUUGUUAGCAAACAUUGAACAGAGCCUUCUAUCCAACAUGGAAAGUACAAAAAAUGACUUUGCGGCUGACCUAGAAAAAAAGCAACUACAAUUUUUGGCCAUGUUUCCCGAUCUUAUAAAUGAGUUGAAAGCAGCAUAUAAAGUUCAUGACCCGGACGAUGGAGGAGAACAUUUGGAAGAAGUUUUGAAAUACAACGUUGAUGGAGGAAAGAAUAUUCGUUCGAUAAUUCUGCUCAAGUCUUAUGAAGAAAUUGCUUCUGAGAACAUGAAAACAGAAGAAAAUCUUAAACGAGCUUCCUAUCUAGCCUGGUGCCUUGAAUUGAUGCAAACAUCGUUUUUAAUCUUGGACGAUAUAAUUGAUGGUAGUCGUACCCGUAGAGGAAAGCUCUGCUGGUACAUGAAGGAGGACAAUAACUUUUCUGUCUUUUCCGAUGGACUCAUGAUCCACAACUGUGUCUAUCAGUUGGUAAAGGAUCAUUUCAGCCAUUUGGAUUGCUACGUGCCCUUAUGGGAGCUAUUGCUGGAUUGUUCAUUCUACACAGGCCUAGGACAGCAGAUGGAUAUGCGGACAAAGUUUCAGGACAUUUCUCGUUUCACUAAGGAUCACUAUAGGAGAAUAGUAAUCAAGAAGACUUCCUUCUACACGUUCUACCUCCCCGUAGCAGCUGCCAUGGUUCUUGUGGGGUACAAGAAGGAAGAAGACUUUGAGCAAGUUAAGGAGAUUCUCUUUGAAUUCGGGUACUUCUUUCAAGCUCAGGAUGACUACCUUGAUUGCUAUGGUGAUCCCAAAUUAACCGGAAAAAUUGGUACAGACAUUCAAGAGGGCAAAUGUACGUGGCUCGUUGCAACUUGCCUCGAACGAGCGGAUGAAGCUCAAAAGGCCAUCCUCAAGGAGAACUAUGCUAAAGAGGAUGAAGAAUCAGUUGAAAAAAUUAAAAAGCUCUACGAGGAUUUAUCUAUUCGGGAAGCUUUUCACGAAUACGAAGAAAAAGCUUAUAAAUCCCUCAAAGAAAACAUUCCGAAAACUAAAAAUCUUCCCAUCAAAUUGUGUCUAAAUAUUUUGGAGAAAAUCUAUAAGAGGAAAAAAUAGUUUUGAAGGAGCUUUCAUUAUGUGUAUGUACACAUAUAAAGGUAACGGAUUUUGUCAAGGUAAAAGGGGUACAACGGAAUUAAUUAAGAAUUCUUAUAGGUUAUGAAUUUUAGAAGUUCUUUUGUCUGUAAAUUGAAUAUCAAAGAAUGAUUUAAUUAGCAAAAUAAAUUAUUAGAAAC